GGCGGGGCCCGGCCCGGCCCGGCCCGGCCCUGCCCGGCCCGGCGGGGCGGGCGCCGCCGGCUGAGGAGGAUGCGGGCGGCGGCGCGGCGGCCGCAGGCGGGCGGCGGGCAGCGGCGCGGCGCCUGACCGCAGGGCUCCGCUCCGCUCCCGAGGAUGCUGCGGGGCGAUGCCCGGCGACAGGGAGGACGAGAUCUGCCAGAAAGCGCUGCAGCUGCUGGCCGAGCUGUGCUCCGUCGGGGCGGUGGAGAACGAGAACUGCCGGGAUUUCAUCUACUACCUGCGGGACAGAGCCCGGCCCCGCCUCAGCGACUCAGAUAUCUCCAUCAGCCUGCUCUCCCUGGUGGUCACGGCCUGCGGCCUGGCUCUCUUCGGCGUGUCCCUGUUCGUGUCCUGGAAGCUGUGCUGGAUCCCGUGGCGGGAGCGGGGCCUGCCCUUCGGCAGCAAGGACAGCAAGCAGGAGCCGCUGCACUACGCGGACACGGAGGCCAAUGAGCGCGACUACAGCGAGGAUUACCUGGGGCAGCCUGCCGCCUACCCCGAGGCCUCCAUGAAGAUCAGCCACACCUCCCCUGACCUCCCCCUGGACACCCAGGCGGGGAGCAAGGAGAACUGCGUGCCCAACGUGCGGAUGCAGCGCCAGAUCACGGAGCCCACCUCGUCUGACCGGCACAAUUCACUCCGGAGGCAGCUCAACCUGUCCAACCCCGACUUCAACAUCCAGCAGGUCCAGAAGCAGGAGCAGCUGACGGGCAUCGGCCGCAUCAAGCCAGAGCUGUACAAGCAGAGGUCUCUGGACACGGACGACGGCCGCAGGGGCAACAGCAAGGCCUGUGGAAAGCUCAACUUCAUCCUCAAGUAUGACUGUGAUUUGGAGCAGCUGAUCGUGAAGAUUCACAAGGCCGUCAACCUGCCGGCCAAGGACUUCUCCGGAACCUCGGAUCCCUACGUGAAGAUAUAUCUGCUCCCCGACAGGAAAACAAAACACCAGACUAAAGUGCACAGAAAGACCCUAAAUCCGGUGUUUGAUGAAGUUUUUUUAUUUACUGUCCCGUACAAUGAUCUCAACACGAGGAAACUCCAUUUCUCUGUGUAUGACUUUGACAGAUUCUCCAGGCACGACUUGAUUGGCCAAGUGGUAGUGGAUAAUUUUUUAGAUUUGGCAGAUUUUCCCAGGGAAUGUAAUAUUUGGAAGGAUAUUGAAUAUGUCACCAAUGAUAACGUGGAUCUUGGUGACCUUAUGUUUUCACUCUGCUACCUUCCAACAGCUGGUAGGCUAACUAUUACAAUAAUAAAGGCAAGAAAUCUAAAGGCAAUGGAUAUCACAGGAGCAUCAGAUCCCUACGUGAAGGUUUCUUUAAUGUGUGAAGGAAGGCGGCUAAAGAAAAGGAAAACUUCCACCAAGAGGAACACCCUAAAUCCCGUUUACAAUGAAGCCAUAGUCUUUGACGUCCCUCCAGAAAACAUUGACCAAAUUAACUUGUCGAUAGCUGUUAUGGAUUAUGACCGUGUAGGUCACAAUGAGGUCAUUGGAGUUUGUCAAGUAGGCAACGAUGCAGAGAGUCUAGGUCGCGACCACUGGAACGAAAUGCUCUCGUACCCUCGGAAGCCCAUCGCUCACUGGCAUCCUCUUGUGGAGGGCCCUAUUCAGCAGGAAUGUUAUGCAGGUCUUCUGCGCUUGGAUGGCUGCCGAAGAGGCUUCCUCACCCUUUUAACCUAUUCAGCAGAAAUUUGGCAUUCCUGUUGAACUCUUUCUUAGCCAUAUCCUCAGGGGCUAUUCCACAGAGUCCAGUGGGGAAUCAAGUGGGGGAGGGUGUCCAGCGCAUCCAGGCUGUGCAGAGAAAUAUAUACACAGCAUAUCAUUUUGGUUCCUGAAUCAGGAUUAGACUCAGCGAGAGCUUCUGGAACCUCUGUGGCCACAGCCAUAGGACCCUGAAUAUUUGCUGAAUAGGACCCUCAGUCUUCUACUGUGUGAAGAGCUAUUGGUUUCAAAUAGCGUGAUGUUAUCCACUUGUAGCAUUAAUUCUCCAGCUGACACUACUGCUACUGAUAGAUUAUUUGUAUGGUCGUAAGCAUUACCCAAAUUCAAGUCAUCAUUUCUGUUCAGUAGAAUAACCCAGGUUUUACAAGCAAAAUGACAGCAAUGUAAACCAACAAAUAUGGGAAGCAGCAACAAACAUUGUCCUUGUAUUUGCAAAAAAGGUGCAGUAUUGUGAACAGUUAGCUUUCUAAGUAUUUUCUUUUUCAAGAAUGAUUGCCAUCAGAUAUUUGUUUUUUGAUGACAAGCUGCGUCCUCAGUCUCAGCUGGUGCCUCCUUUCACCUGACAUGAAAACAAACUAAUAUGGUCCCUUGCAGAAAUCCUUCAAAUCUGAAAAACUGUAAAAAAAGUUCUGCUGGGUGAGAACAAGAUGCAUAUGGUAUUUGGAAUGACAGCAUGUUCUUUGGGGAAGGAGAUAACCAUCUGUAUAACAUGGAGGUUGUUAUUCCUCGACCUUUGUAGAUGAUUUUCCAGUCAACUUUUCUGAGUCGUGUCCACAACACUGCAAACUGUUGGAAGGUGGCAAUGCUGGAUCAUACAAACAAACACACACACCCCCCCUGUUGUUUGAAAAUGCUGUUCCAAAUACAUAGUGCCUGUGAAGACUUCCUUUAUUAUUUGUGGUAGAAUUAGCAGGGCUGUUUUACAUGAUGGUAUAUUGUAAACGCUGACAAAUCCUGACCAUUAAAAGAAAAUGAAUCAAAGCACUGCAUUCUGUCAAGUAAUGAAAUUUGUGCCCCAAAGCAGGAGACCCUGGGAUAAAUUUUUCACCACUUAUUUACACACUCAUGGAGUUCUCUCAUUCUCCAGUGUUUUCUACAGAGAACUUGACUCACAUCUUUACAUGGGAAUUUUUUCUUUAAAAUAUGCAAAUGCAAAGUAUGGAUGUUUUAUACAAAACAGCUGUCUGCUGAGUGCUUACAGAGAGGGAGCCUUGGUCAUUUAAAUAGAGUUCAGAUAAGUUUAUGUGCACACACAUUGCUUCACAUUUUGUAUGUGAUGAAUGUUCACGGAGCGUUAUGGAUCUGCAACUCUGAUGACACAAAUAUGCAUGCACAGAUUGAAGACAUAUCUAAAAGUUUGGCCUUAAGUCUGAAAAAUUAGUUUCGUAAUCUUUCAGUGAGGAUCUUCCACAAAAUUAGAAUUACUUGUGGGCAAAGAAUGUCUUGGAACUUGCAGGAGAUCUUGGAUCUGUUGUAAAUGUAUGCUGCAGGUAUAAAUCAGAAUUCCUGUAAGCACAGUGGUUUUCAAAAGUCUCUUGCCACUCUUUGGAGAGUUCAGCUGCCACAGGCAAGAGUAUACCUGGCAAACUAAACAGCAUUUCCAAGCCUGCCCAAGCACAAUGUCAGGAAGGCAACCAUUGGGCAUUUCCAAAAGAAUGAAAAUAAUGUUGCCAUGGCAAAACUGUUUCACUGCACCUUCAGCUUUCGAUCAGAGGGCCAGUGGUACAUGACAAUGUGCAUAUCUGUUCAUGCAUGAGCCUCCCCUCGGGCAGAAUCCUGUGCUCUUCACCCAGGCUCAUCUCCCAGGAGUCACCCAGGGGAGGAGGAGCUCUUCCUUUGGAGUGGAGCUCUCUGAUUUCCUGGACAAAUCAUUCCACAUUCACAUGACACCUCUGCCUGGAAUGCAGGGAGGGCACUCUUCCCACUGCAGUGUCAGCAACACAAACUGCUGGGAAGGGGAAAACACAUACACAGCAGGCUCAAUUUGUGUCCAUGGAAGAGUGCAGGAGCCUUCCCAGGAUUUGUCCCCAGCAGCUCAAAGGGACAUCAGCUGAAAAGUGGUAUCAUCAUAAUUGCCAGAGGGUUGCAGUUCUUUUAUUUUAUUACCGUGCUUAGUUUAUUUAAUGUUCAAGGGUCUGUCAUCAAAAGAAUUAUUUAGUUCUAUUAAAACAGGGAAAGAAAUCUCUGUGACAGUGAGCAUUUAAAGUGGAAUCCAGCAGAUUUCAAAGGCUUGGAGAUGAGAAGAAGCCCCUCAAUUUAUUGAAUGCUCCUAAUUUUUGCUCAUGACUUGCAAACUGUUACUCAGGCUGUGGCAUUACUAUGUGCUUUUUACAAAUACCUGCCUUAUCAUAGUAGUGCAUCUACGGAAUGAUAGAUAUUUUCUAUAUUUGGAUACUUCACUCUUCACCUUUAUACUCCACUUAACCGGUGAUAUUCCCAAAAUAUUUUUGUGGUCUGGCUCUGGUUGGCCAGUAGACUGCUGCUGUCUUUGGACUGUGCUACAAUAAUACCACAGCCUGCUGGAAGGACCAGUGGAUAGAUAAUUCUGCUACAAACUCUACUGGGAACCCAGGGAAAGCUAUGGUCCCCAUGCUGCUCAGUCUUUCUUUUCUGAACUGUGAUUCUCAGUGGUAAAUUAGCAGUAGAGUCCCAAGAAUGAUUUCAAAGCUGAAAUCCUCAUUUGUUUUCUUCUUUGCUGUUAAUGCAUUAGUACACUGUAGGACAAGUACCAUAACUGUAAAGUAGAAGAGAAAAUCACUUAGAAAUGCAUCUCAGCAAGAUUUUAAUCCCAUUUUGCUCUUUAACAACGUGCUAUUAAAUUGUUGCUUUUAAUUUUCCGUAACAAGCCUCUGUGUCAGGUGUUGUUCUGUGGAAGAAAAGGGAGUGGCAAUGGGAAAACUUUCCAGGUUACUGACAGCGAGGCCGAGUACCAAGGACAGUGGCCUGAUAUUCCCAUGACAAACACAGCGCAACUCUUUGCAGCUGAGUGCUCAAAUAUUUCUUUAUCUGCUUCCACUGAAAUCACAAGACAUUAAAAGCAUUGCUCUUUUCUUUCAUUUUACUUUUCCCUGCAAAUAGCCCUGUCAGUGGAUAAGCAAACAUUCGUCUCAAUUUGGGGAAGCAGAGACUACCAGAACAGAAAAUAAAUAUGUAGCAUAAAACACCCAGGGUCUAAACUGUUCUUAUCAGCCAUGGCAUGGCUCGGUUUUCCAUGGAAGCAGAUCCAUAAAACACAAAAGCAGCACAUGUGAGACACUUGUUACAUAGAGGUCCAAUUUAACCACUGGUAGGGGAACUCCUGGAUCAAUACAAAAUGAAACAACAGCAAAGGGCAAUGCAAAAGAAUAAAAAAAAAAAAAAAAAAAAAAAAAAAAAAAAAAAAAGGUUAUUUUAGUCCACCCUUGUUGGCUUGAGGGGUGGUUGUUGAGGGGGCUUUUGGGUUGUUUUUAUUCUUUGGUUUGGUUUGGUUAAAUUUGGUUUCAUUCAUGUGUUUUAAACACCAAGCAUGGUAUGUAGCUAUAUUAACAUGAGCACCCAAAUCCAGAGACACAAGAGAUAUAUUGAUUUACAUGCUUAUCACCUAGCAACAUUCGAGCACUGACGGGACGUGUCUGCAACUGAAAUAAAAAAUAGAUGAAAACUCUUUUAGUUUAAAAGUAACAAACAAUAAAUGGGGAACAGGAAAUUCAGUUGAAAAAACUGUUUGGCCCAGCUAGAAAUCCAUCUGAAAUGACUUUGCUGUUAAUACAUUUUGUUUGAACAGAAGAAGAGAAAAAAGUGGAUUAGGUGACUCCAUCUGAAGUGUCAUUGAUGAAAUGCUUUUGUCCCUUUAGAACAUUGCCAAACAUCCCUUUAGUGCAUUGCCAAAUGAUUACAUCUCAGUACCAAGAAAGAAAACAAUGGAUUUCUUCUCUGGUAGGAAAAAAAGGAAGCAUGUAGAGAAAGUAAUCCACAAUACUGUAGAAUUUAAUAGAAGCCCCCUGUGCUGUGAAAUAGGGCAGCAGGACAGGCUUGGUGACAGCAUCACCCUGAAUCUUGCUGCAGUGAGUGCCACCAUGGUUCAGUGCUGAAGCGACAGCCGAGCCGAGCUGUGCCAGUUGCAUUCCAGCGGCACCGCAGCGCCCAAGGCUGGGCAGUUCCACGAGCUGGGUUCAAGUUCUUUUCUAAGACAGUGGGUUGGGCAAGGAACCACGGCUGGGAGCUCUCCAGGGCCCUGCAGUUCUCUGGGAGCACACCCAUCCCCUUGGGGGUCCGCAGAGGGGACUGGUGGCACCGCCCAGGAGAGGCGUCGCCCGCUGAGCGGAGGCAGCGCACGUGGCGCAGAAGGGAAGGUGAUGGGAGGACUUGUAAACAUCUGGGCUCUCCAUUUGUUUGUUUGUUUUGUCUGGGCUCUUCAGUUCCUCCUCCUCUUUUGCUCAAACGUAGACAUUGUAAAACUGAGAUGUUUUACUCGGUUGCAUGCUGGCCAGCUGCCAUCUUCGAAACCCAUCGCAAAGGUGCGUGAAGAGAGCUGUGUUGUUUUGGUAUACUUUUGGUUUUGAUAGCACAUGGACAUUGUACUAUACUUUAUUAUUUCUUGUUCAAUAAAUAGUCCUGGUAUCUCUAUGUUUCAUGUCCAGUUUUGGAGAGUAGGGCCGUACCUGUAUCAAGGCUCUCUCAAUUAGGUGGGCAUUUUGUUUGUUUAGUAGAAAUAAUGCAUGAUUCCUUUCGCAGUGAUGGUUUGAGGGACAAAAAAAUUCUUAAUUUUGUAAUAUGUAUUACAAUCUUCUAAACACAAGUAAAAAUGUACUGUGAUUUAUUUAUAUAAAUCUAGUCUGAACAAAUAAGUUUUGAUCUUAAUAA
Molecule: messenger RNA, 6601 nt
Organism: Prinia subflava (tawny-flanked prinia)
Lineage: Eukaryota; Metazoa; Chordata; Aves; Passeriformes; Cisticolidae
Gene: SYT9
Product: synaptotagmin 9
Exons: 8
Coding region: 167-1744 (525 amino acids)
Biological process (GO): calcium-ion regulated exocytosis; regulation of dopamine secretion; regulation of calcium ion-dependent exocytosis
Cellular component (GO): dense core granule; exocytic vesicle; plasma membrane
Molecular function (GO): calcium-dependent phospholipid binding; phosphatidylserine binding; calcium ion binding
Source: RefSeq, a predicted model, not a curated record